Molecule: messenger RNA, 1386 nt
Organism: Tachyglossus aculeatus (Australian echidna)
Lineage: Eukaryota; Metazoa; Chordata; Mammalia; Monotremata; Tachyglossidae
Gene: ERP44
Product: endoplasmic reticulum protein 44
Exons: 12
Coding region: 63-1259 (398 amino acids)
Source: RefSeq, a predicted model, not a curated record
CGCGCCGCAGAGAGCGGGCGGCGUCCGGAGCUCCGACCGCUGCGGCCGCAGAGAGCGUCGCCAUGACGAAUCCGACCACCGCCGUGCUGGUCGUGGUAACUUGGAUUUUUACUCCAAUUACAAGUGAAAUAACGAGUCUCGAUAGCGCAAAUAUAGAUGACACUUUAAACCAUGCAGAUGUUGCUCUAGUUAAUUUUUAUGCUGACUGGUGUCGUUUCAGCCAGAUGUUGCAUCCAAUCUUUGAAGAAGCCUCCAAUGUCAUUAAGGAAGAGUUCCCUAAUAAAAAUCAAGUCGUCUUUGCCAGAGUCGAUUGUGAUCAGCACUCGGACAUUGCACAAAGAUACAGGAUAAGCAAAUACCCAACUUUAAAACUGUUUCGGAAUGGGAUGAUGAUGAAGAGAGAGUACAGGGGUCAAAGGUCAGUGACAGCAAUAGCAGAUUACAUCAGACAACAGAAAAGUGACCCCGUUCGGGAAGUUCGCGACCUGGAGGAAAUUGCCUCACUUGAUCGCAGUAAAAGAAAUAUCAUUGGAUAUUUUGAACAAAAAGAUUCAGACAACUACAGAACCUUUGAAAGAGUAGCAAAUAUUUUGCAUGAUGAUUGUGUCUUCCUUUCUGCAUUUGGGUCUGUUUCAAAACCGGAAAGAUUUAGUGGAGACAAUAUAAUCUACAAACCACCUGGGGAAAAUGCUCCGGAUAUGGUAUACCUGGGAUCCAUGACCAAUUUUGACCUGGCGUAUGCUUGGACUCAAGAUAAAUGCGUCCCCCUUGUUCGGGAAAUCACCUUUGAAAAUGGAGAGGAACUCACAGAGGAAGGCCUCCCUUUCCUCAUACUUUUCCAUAUGAAAGACGAUGCCGAGAGUCUAGAACAAUUCCAACAGGAAGUAGCUCGCCAGUUAAUCAGCGAGAAAGGUACAAUCAACUUUCUACAUGCUGACUGUGAUAAAUUUAGGCAUCCGCUUCUACACAUACAGAAAACUCCCGCCGACUGCCCAGUUAUAGCCAUCGACAGCUUCAGGCACAUGUAUGUCUUUCCUGACUUCCGGGACUUGGUGGUUCCGGGUAAACUCAAACAGUUUGUGUUGGACUUACACUCAGGGAAACUGCAUCGAGAAUUUCACCACGGUCCCGACCCCACCGACGUUUCCCCCGGACAGCACGUCCAAGACGUAGCAAGCAGCCCCCCCGAAAGCUCCUUCCAGAAACUGGCCCCCAGCGAAUAUAGGUACACCUUGCUGAGAGAUCGAGAUGAGCUUUGAAAACCUGAAAACAUCUUGCAGGCAUUGCAGACGGCAGCAUCAACUUCUGUGUGGUGGAAAUAGUAAACCUAUAUUUUCAUAAUUCUAUGUGUAUUUUUAUUUUGAAUAAACUAAAAAAUGUUUUGGG